CUGUCAGAUAUUAUAUUGUUGACGCAUGAAUAGUUUUAGUUUAGGUGGAGUUUCCGCAAUUUGUAAACUAAUUUUUAUCUCUAUUAUUUUUAAAUAUUAAAAGAUGUCUGGUCAAAACGUGAACGUUUGUGAUAUUGGCGAUGAAGUUAAGGACGUAUUAAAAAAGUUCCGAUUUCAAAAACACACAACAAAUUCUGCGUUGAUACUAAAGGUAAACAGAGAGAAACAAGCAUUGGAAGUGGACGAGGAACUUGAUAAUGUGGAGCUUGAAGAGCUACAGGAUAUCCUGCCAUCACAUCAACCACGGUUCAUUGUUUACAGUUAUAAAUUGGAACAUAGUGAUGGACGAACAUCAUUUCCCAUGUGUUUCAUAUUCUACACUCCACGUGAUGCUCAUAUGGAACUUCAGGUUAUGUACGCGGGUACUCAACGUGCACUGGCUGCAGCCGUCGGCGCUCCUCGGCUGUUAGAAGUGAGAGAGAUAGAUGAACUUACAAGCGAAUGGCUUAUCGAGAAACUAAGGAAAUAGGACUCUAGGCCAAUAUCUACAGUCAUGUUUCGUAAGAUUAAUUUAUAGUAAUUUGAAAGUGUUGCCCGUUAUUGCUAUACUUUUAUAUAUAUACAACUCGUAAAGCUAUUGUAAUAUUCGUGGUAUAAAAAAAACACACGCACACAAUGGACCAAAUUCAAUUGAAUCAUAAUUUCGCUGUACACAUUCCAUGAUUUUAUGCAUUGAUACAUUAUUGAUAAAUAAAAUUAUCUUAAAUUUAUCUUAUAUUUAUAAAAAAAUUAUCUUAAAAUGAUAGUAAUCAUAAAAUUAAACGAAUAUUCAAAUAUUAUAAUUGCUUUUGCACAUUGAUGUAUGUAUGCUUUAGUCUGUAGCUUUAGUAUAUAUAGUAAUUAGUAAUUGUACUCAGUAAUCAGAACCUAAAAUCAGGCAGUUAUCGUACCAAGCCCGAAAAAUUAUCGUAUAUUGAUGAAAAUUAUCGUACAUCAGGAUAAUACAUCAAAAAAAAACCCAAAAAUAUAUUUUAAAUCAGUUUUCAUUAUAGUUUAAAUGAGUAGAAAAAAAUAAUAAUCAAGAACCAAUGAAUAUGCGAAUUAUUGUAAUGAUCAAAUUCAAAAAGACAGUAACUGCUAACACUCCGCAUCAAACCAAGAUAUUGAUAUCGAUCGCUGAUUAAAAAACAGUACAAUGACCCAAUGACAGUAAAAAAAAAAAUUGUAAUUGAUUAUUGUGAUUACCAAAAUAUCAUAAUGAAAAUUAUAGUACGAUAGUAGUGUACCAGCGUACAUCGUACGUUGUUAUGAAAUUAUCGUACUUGUACGAUAUUUAUCGUACGGUUGUGAACCCUGAUUGUAUUGUAUGUAUGAAUGAUAUUGUAUCAAAUUGACCAAUCUUAAAUACGUAAGACCUAUUACUCAGAUGUGCUGUCAAAUACUUAAUUAAAUCGACCAAUCAAAUUGCACGAGACAUUACAGUUCUAAUCCUGUCAAAACGUUAUCGACCAAUCAAAAUACAAGAUUCUUACAACUGCCAUAGUAACUGUCAAAAUGACCAAUCAUAACCCGCGAAACCUACAGCAAAUUAGUGUUGAUACUAUUUAUAAUUUGAUUAGGAUUAUUUUCAUUACCUGAAAUGUUUUUCACGUCGUUGACAAUAACACUAUGACAUUAAAAAAAAAAGUAUAGUAAUUAUAAUAGUUUUUUU
Molecule: messenger RNA, 1711 nt
Organism: Nymphalis io (European peacock)
Lineage: Eukaryota; Metazoa; Arthropoda; Insecta; Lepidoptera; Nymphalidae
Gene: GMF
Product: glia maturation factor beta
Exons: 4
Coding region: 104-529 (141 amino acids)
Biological process (GO): negative regulation of Arp2/3 complex-mediated actin nucleation; actin filament debranching
Cellular component (GO): actin cortical patch
Molecular function (GO): actin binding; Arp2/3 complex binding
Source: RefSeq, a predicted model, not a curated record